AUGCACGCCCCACACUUGCGUCCUAAGUCAAGCACAACGGUCUGGUCACGGCCCUUCUGGUUUGUUUCAGGGAGAGGACAGGCAGGUAGACACCUGGACCGAGCACCAGGCCCCGCCCCACGUGCCACGCUUUAAAGAAUCGUAAGACUUAGUGCUCCCUGGAGGUCGCGGUCGCGGACAUGGAGGGCACGCCAGCAGCCAACUGGAGUGUCGAGUUGGACCUCGGGAGUGGAGUGCCACCAGGGGAGGAGGGCAACCGCACGGCCGGGCCACCACAACGCAACGAGGCCCUGGCGCGCGUGGAGGUGGCGGUCCUGUGCCUCAUUCUGUUCCUGGCUCUGAGUGGCAACGCGUGUGUGCUGCUGGCGCUGCGCACCACGCGCCACAAGCACUCGCGCCUCUUCUUUUUCAUGAAGCACCUGAGCAUCGCUGACCUGGUGGUGGCUGUGUUUCAGGUGCUCCCGCAGCUGCUGUGGGACAUCACCUUCCGCUUCUACGGGCCCGACCUGCUGUGUCGUCUGGUCAAAUACUUGCAGGUGGUGGGCAUGUUCGCCUCCACCUACCUGCUGCUGCUGAUGUCGCUCGACCGCUGUCUGGCCAUCUGCCAGCCGCUGCGCUCCCUGCGCCGCCGAACCGACCGCCUGGCGGUGCUGGGGACGUGGCUUGGGUGCCUGGUGGCCAGUGCUCCGCAGGUGCACAUUUUCUCGCUGCGCGAAGUGGCGGACGGAGUCUUCGAUUGCUGGGCGGUCUUCAUCCAGCCCUGGGGACCCAAGGCCUACGUCACAUGGAUCACGCUCGCCGUCUACAUUGUACCGGUCAUUGUGCUGGCCGCCUGCUACGGCCUCAUCAGCUUCAAGAUCUGGCAGAAUCUGAGACUCAAGACGGCAGCGGCGGCGGCGGCUGCCGAGGGGAAUGACGCGGCCGGUGGAGCUGGGCGUGCGGCGUUGGCACGGGUCAGUAGUGUCAAGCUUAUCUCCAAGGCCAAAAUCCGCACGGUGAAGAUGACCUUCAUCAUCGUACUGGCCUUCAUCGUGUGCUGGACACCUUUCUUCUUCGUGCAGAUGUGGAGCGUCUGGGACGUCAAUGCGCCCAAGGAAGCUUCUGCCUUCAUCAUUGCCAUGCUCUUGGCCAGCCUCAACAGCUGCUGCAACCCCUGGAUCUACAUGCUCUUCACAGGUCACCUCUUCCACGAACUCAUGCAGCGCUUCCUCUGCUGCUCUGCUCGUUACCUGAAGGGCAACCGGCCCGGCGAGACGAGCGUCAGCAAGAAGAGCAACUCAUCCACCUUUGUCCUGAGCCGUCGCAGCUCGAGCCAGAGGAGCUGCUCUCAGCCAUCUUCAGCAUGAGCCAUAGGCCUGGCCCACCGGGCCAGCCGCAGGGUUGGUGGUGUGGACUCCAGUCUUCCCCUGUGGUGGUGUGCAUGGAGCUGCAUUAGGUGUCUAUUGGUUUGCAUCCCUUCUCUCCUUGAGUUGGCUAGAGCGUGUGUCAUAUUCUGACGUGGGGUGGGGAAAUGUCUCUAUGGGGGAUGAUUGGGUCACUCAGCCAUCAGAGGGUCACCUGAACUCCCACCUGUGUUUCUACUACCCUGACCCAAGUGCUCCUGUGUGAUGGGUGGACUCUUGGGCACCUGGCUUUUGUCCCUUUCCCUCUUGUUUAUCCUGGUAUCUUGUCAAAGACAGCACGCCUAGGAUAGGUGACUUGAAGCCCAGUGGGCUGGGAUAAGGAGUGGGAAAUGAGGCUGCGGACGCAGAGUGGUGCUAAUUUCCCCCUGACCUGAGUCGUGUGGACAGAUCUUAGCAUCCUUAGGGCAUCCUGGAAAGCACUGGGAACCAGAAACUGAACUGGGAGGCUGCCUGGCUCUGAAAGGUGAUGAGAACGGGGGCCAAAAUGUUGAAGAUGCUGCUGCUUGACAAACAUUUGGGAAGGAAAAGGAGAGUCAUCCAGGACAGGUGAGGGAGGGGAGCAGUUUGUACAUGACACUGGCCCGUGCAUAUGUGAUCUAGGAGCACUCACAUACAUAUGCGUACGUGCACAUACAUGCAAGUAGCCCUUCUCUCCCCCCUCCAUCUCCCUCUCUCCUUUUCC
Molecule: messenger RNA, 2085 nt
Organism: Rattus rattus (black rat)
Lineage: Eukaryota; Metazoa; Chordata; Mammalia; Rodentia; Muridae
Gene: Oxtr
Product: oxytocin receptor
Exons: 2
Coding region: 180-1346 (388 amino acids)
Biological process (GO): regulation of systemic arterial blood pressure by vasopressin; female pregnancy; G protein-coupled receptor signaling pathway
Cellular component (GO): membrane
Molecular function (GO): vasopressin receptor activity; oxytocin receptor activity; peptide binding
Source: RefSeq, a predicted model, not a curated record